CACAUGACACCCAGAGUUUCCUGCUAAAGCAGAGCAUACAAGGUUCUUUCCAGAAUGGAUCAAUGCAGAUAUACAAACAUAGUGCUAUUGAGAUUUUACACUUACACAGAGACUGGGACAAUGAUGGGGAGAGUGACGGGCAUCAAAGAUUUCAGAGAAGACAAAUCCAAACCAAGUGAACUGCCUUUCAUGAGAAUCUCACUGCCCCAAAUGGUGAAGGAUAUAAACAGCUGUGGAAAUCGUCCCUUUUUAAGUCUGCAGAGCAGUGUGUUUCUGUCAGCACAAGCUCCAAUCAGAAAUUCCAUCUUAGCGAUUUGUGGACAGACCAUUUGGCACAUCUGGAAAGUAACCUAGUCCAUGCUGAGAAUAAGGACUUGAGCCAUUUGGAAGAUAGGACUGGCCUGACCUUAAAUCAGAGAUUUAGAAAUGAAAAACAAAGUGCUCAGUGGGAUCCAUUUGGGAGGGGCUUCACCGAGGAGUCGACCCUCCAGAAUGACCAGAGGCUUCUCACUGGAGACAGAAUUGCUCAGUGCACUGGAUCUGAGAAAACAUUGAAUCAGGGCUCCCAUGCUCACAGAUGUGUCAGGACUAGCUUUGCAGAGAACCAUUAUGAAUGUGAUAAAUGUGGGGAAAGCUUUCAUCCAAGCUCUAACCUCAAUAUACUCCCUUCAGGAGACAGUCCUCACAAGGAUAAUGAAUGUGGGAAAGCUCGUAACCAGUCCUCCAGUGUUGCUGAUCAUCAGAGAAUUCAUGAGGGAAAAAGCCCAUUCACAUCUAAUAAACCAGGAACCAUGUUUAGUCAGUCAUCAAGACCAAAUAGAGACAAGACAAUUCCUAGGGGCGAGAAAACUUGUAUUUUUAAGGAAUGUUGUAAAUCCUUUGACUGCCACUCGACAUUAUCUCAUUUCCCGCCAAUGCAUACUGGAGAGAAAAUAUGCAAAAUAUGUAAAUGCAAGGAAUGUGGUAAACCUUUUAAGGACCCUUCAUCAGUAAAGGGACAUAAGCCAAUCCAUACUGGAGUGAAACAGUAUAAAUGGGCAAAAGGUGUGAAAGCGUCUACAUUGCCCUCCACCCUUCCUGGAAGUCACCAGACUCAUACUGGAGAGAAACCUUACCAAUGUCAUGAAUGUGGCAAGACCUUUAACCAGAGCUCAGGGCUUCUUCAACAUCAUCGAGUUCAUACUGGAGAGAAACCUUACAAAUGUAACAACUGUGGCAAGGCCUUUAUGUGGGUCACAUCCCUUACUAAACAUCACCGUAUUCACACUGGAGAGAAGCCUUACCAAUGUAACAAAUGUGGCAAGGCCUUUCAUGACAGCUCAAGACUUACUGCAGAUCACCGAAUUCACACUGGAGAGAAACCUUACGAAUGUGAAGAAUGUGGCAAGACCUUUAUGUGGCCCUCAAACCUUACUCGACAUCGCCAAAUUCAUAAGUGGAGAGUAAUCUACUGACAUAAUGUAUGUGUGAAAACAUCUAUGGCCUUUUCUUCAUUUACUUCAUGUCAGAGACUUUAUAUAGGAGAGUAACUGUACACAUAGACAGAAUGUGUCCGACCUCUCACUCGAACUCCCAACUUACUUCAAGUCAUAGUUACAUGUAGCAGAAGAACUGUAAAAUGUAAAGAAAGUGGACAAGACAUGCCUUUUCUGGAAUUCAGUAUUUACUCAAUAUCACAAAAUGCUUUCUAGAUUCAAACCCUUGGAACUAAUGAAUGUGGAAAGACCUUCAUUUUAAUACACACUGGAGCAAACACCAGAGAGUACAUUAAAUAAAGUAAAUUUAAAGACACAAAUAUUUAGAAGACUUUCUAAUUGAACUCAAAUGCCAAUAACUAUAACGAAUGAAGGAACUCGAUUCAGACAUUACUCUGAAAAUAGUUAUUACAAGGAAAAAAUAAAAAAUUAAGAAAAUGUAUAUACUAUCCUGUUUCAACAGAUUUCGUAGAGAGGCUUUUACGUGUGUUUAAUUUCAAUAUAUUUUUAAACAUUUUUUACAUUGACCUUAUUUGAGAUUUGUGACAAACAAUUUUAUUUUACUCUGAAAUCUCUAACGAGAAUCCCUUUAUCCCUACGGAGUCUGGAAGACCAUGUGGCUCAUUGUUGCUCCAUCAAAGAUACUAGAUGCCCUGCUACAUUAAGUGGGACACACACAUGCCUAAUUUUCUAUGGAAGAUGUAGGACUAUAUAAUAUGCAACAUACGAGGAAAAUCUCC
Messenger RNA from Lutra lutra (Eurasian river otter), 2215 nucleotides. RefSeq names its product putative zinc finger protein 702. Bases 792 to 1454 code for a protein of 220 amino acids. The record is from RefSeq and is a predicted model, not a curated record. Gene Ontology annotation, biological process: regulation of transcription by RNA polymerase II. Lineage: Eukaryota; Metazoa; Chordata; Mammalia; Carnivora; Mustelidae. Gene Ontology annotation, cellular component: nucleus. Gene Ontology annotation, molecular function: RNA polymerase II cis-regulatory region sequence-specific DNA binding; DNA-binding transcription activator activity, RNA polymerase II-specific. The transcript has a single exon.